AAACUGUACGUCCGUUUGUCCGGAGGAGAGGGGAGAGUGGGCGCCAUCUUCUAGGCUCGUUGAGGGCCCUACUUGUUUUGGGAAGGUUGCAGCGACGAGGAGUGCCCCUCGACCUCUCCUUGUGUGUCCGACUCUGCAGCAGUGGUCUGGUGACAGCAUCGGAUUCCACGUAGCAACUUUGGCCUGACUCUAAAGAAGGAAGCUCUGUCCCCUGGGAGUAUGGACAAAGGCUUUGGUCUCUAGAAGCUAUACCUUCGGAUGUUCCCCGUUUGAGGAUGAUGGAUGUUAUGGGAAAACCUACGCCGCGUGGAUUCGUCUUCAUUUACAGUUCCUGCGGGGGACUAUGGCUGUGUCGUCAUGCUUUUGGUUUUUAUUUUAACCAUCUACAUUAUAAAAGCAUUAAGGCAGAGAGCAUCAAAGAGUAAUUGUGGACUGGGGUAGAUUAUUUUCUCUAGGGGAAAUUUAUGCGUUUAUAAUUUGAAUGUGCUUCACCAUACCUUUGGGUUUUAAGAAAUAGUCGUUUUUCUCCCUCUCCAUGUCAGGGAAGUGACUUGUUAUUCGCUGUUUAAAAUCAAAUGGAUUUAAUAAUACCUAUUUAAAUUUAGUCUCCCCUUUCCCUCUCAGGCUUGAGAGGAUUACAAGGUGCACACUUCGUGUUUAGAGAUAAUGGUGAUCAAGUGGGAUAAAUCGUAGGAUGAAAUCAGCAUUGUUUAAAAUGAGCUUAUUUCAGGGACUUUACUUUAAAUGAGCUUUUAAGAACCCACUUCCUUUCAUAGGUUAGAAAUUAUAACAACACUGUCUUUAAAACAAAAAUACUUUUGUUGCGUUCGUUACGUAGAAAAAUUUUAAGUACAGAAUACUUUCGGGUGUUUUAUGCGUUUUUAUAAUUCUAAGGAUAGAAUUUCCGGUGAAUUUGCUGAAAGAAAUAACGGGAACCGCAGGAAAAGUGCUCAUUUUAAGAGCUGGUCUCUUAUUGGUGGCCUCCUAGGUGUGUUACUGCAGGGGGAUAAACCGGCAAAAAAGUCUUAGUUACAUUUGUAACUGGCAAGUUAGAACAAAUGUUUUAUAUACAGUCAACUUGAAUCGGAAUUCAUGAGAUUGUACUUAGGGAAGUACUUAAAAUAUUUUUAAGUAAGGGAGAGUAAAUUAUAGAGGUUUAUUGAAUUUGACAAAAUUUUUUGACACCAUUCUAACUUUUCUUGUUAAUAUACUGAUGUUCUCAGGGUAAAUCCCUUUUAAAUUUAGAAGUAAAGUUUAGGAGAGAGAAAAUGAUGUGUGUCUUAAAGCUGCUUUCUAAAAUAUUUUAAAAGUAAAAAGGAAUCUAAGUCAGUUUGCCUAGGAAGGAGUCUUGGAACUUUAAUGUGGACAGCUAUUCCAGAAGCCAUUUAUACUUUUGUUAAAAUGUUGGUGUUGGUAUUGAUUUGUUGAGGAAACUAGGCUUAUGCUCAUUUUUUAUUUUUGGUAUUAUGUAGAUUUUCUUUCUAAAAGACUUAUUUACCGAAGUUUUUUAGGUUUGUACCUUUAGGUACAGAGAUUUUCCGUGUAACUUCUGUUCCCCACAUGUACCUUGCAAGUAUUUUAAUAGAAAACCUCAUUAAUAUUUUAAAUACCAUUUUGGCAUUGAUAAUUCAGCUGUAGAAUGUGCAAAGUAAUUUCUUGAUAUGUUUGUUAGUUUAGCUUAUAGUUUAAAAAAGUUUUAAUGUGUGGAUCCUGUUCAAAGGAAAAUAAACCUGGCAGACCUACAAAGAAUAUGUCUUCAGGCUGCACUUUUUGGAAGAGCAGUACUUAGGUAUAGGUUCUUAGCUAAAGCAAUGUUUAUUUGCACAUUGCAAACAUGAAUUUAUAAUUUAGCAGUACUUCAAAACUUACGGAAAGAUUACACUAAAUAUUGUUUGUGUGUUUCUGAAAAAUACUAGAUGUAAAUUUCCUUAAAGAAAUACUAAGUUGAGAUUUUUUUCAGUCAUAAAUACUGAUAAUGCCCAAACAUUCCAAAUUAAUGUAUUUUUAUUAUAUUUUUGCUUUUCUACAUUGUUACUUGGGUUUCGUCAGAAUGCAGGACACUUGAUUGAAAUGGAAUAAACUUAGUAGCAUAAUAAGAUUCUGUAUUUAAACAUUUUCUAUUUGGCUUAAGAUGAAUUUUAAUAGUAAUAGUUUUAGCCAUUUAAGAUAAGAGUAGUAGUAGUUGAGAUUUUUGAUUUUUAGGGAUAUUUUGGUACUUGCCUUAUUUAUUAGAUUGGAGUGAGGAAAUUUGGUUCCAUGUUUGGAAGUGUUUGCUGUGUAGUAGAACUUAAAAUUGUAUACAAGUGGCAGCCAUUGGUUUGGAUUUAUUGCUUAAAAAAUUGAUUUUUAAUUUGAAACAGUGUUUUGUUUGUUUAUUGCAUCACUUUGAAUGGUUGCUUUUUUUGAUUUGGUCUUAUACUUUGAAAGAGAAGAGAAUUGCAAAAGAGUUGUGUAUAAUAAAAAGAUAGAUGUUUGGUCUUUUCAUGGGUGGAAGUGAUACAAGUUUUUGGGGGAAUUUAUGGUGUUCUUAAAUUGUUUUACUUGUAGAACAGUUUUUUUUUUUAAGUGGAUUUACAAUUUAUAUACAGUUAAAUUCACAGACUGGAUAGGAUUCGUUUAGCCUUGCUAAAUGUAUACACACAUAUAAACAACACUCGAGUCAAAAUAUGUAACAUCUUCACUGUCCCUUUACUAGUACCACUCCCAGUCAAGGAGCAGUUAUUUUUUAAUUUUGAGAAGGUUGUUUUAAAAUAAUUUGCAGAUAUUUGUACCUUCAUUUUGUUGAGGGAUGAUUAAUUUCCUCUUGGAACAAAGAUGACCAUUUUGUAGUGCCCAUGGUUGUUGUUCCUUAAACUGCUUUACUUUGAAUAAGUAAUUCUGAAGUGAAUAUCCUAAUCUGGCGCUGUUUAAGUCAAUUACAGGGUCUAAGGAUUAAUUAUAUUUCAUUUUCUUUCCACAGUUAAGUUGCUUUUACAGAAUUAACAGGUCUCCAAGAAAUAAAUAAAAGGUCAUUAUUGCUGUGGUUUGAGCUCAGCAUGGCUGUAGUCAUCCGUUUACUGGGGCUUCCUUUUAUUGCGGGGCCUGUGGAUAUUCGUCACUUCUUCACGGGAUUGACUAUUCCUGAUGGAGGAGUGCAUAUAAUUGGAGGGGAAACUGGGGAGGCUUUUAUUAUUUUCGCAACAGAUGAAGAUGCCAGACGUGCCAUAAGUCGUUCAGGAGGGUUUAUCAAGGAUUCAUCUGUAGAGCUCUUUCUUAGUAGUAAGGCAGAAAUGCAGAAGACUAUACAGAUGAAAAGAACUGAUCGCAUAGGGAGAGAGCGACCAGGAUCUGGGGCAUCAGGGGUUGGCAGCUUAUCUGAUUUUGUUGAGGCUGUUAAACAAGAAACAAGUAAUUCUGGAUAUGGCUCUCCAAUUAAUCAAGAUGCUGGGUUUCAUACUAAUGGUACAGGACAUGGUAACUUAAGGCCAAGAAAGACACGGCCAUUGAAAGCUGAGAAUCCUUACUUGUUUCUACGUGGUUUACCUUAUUUAGUAAAUGAAGAUGAUGUACACGUUUUUUUCUCUGGUUUGUGUGUGGAUGGAGUAAUUUUUUUGAAACGUCAUGAUGGCCGAAAUAAUGGUGAUGCCAUAGUAAAAUUUGCUUCAUGUAUUGAUGCUUCAGGAGGUCUUAAAUGUCAUAGAAAUUUUAUGGGUUCAAGAUUUAUAGAAGUAAUGCAAGGUUCAGAACAACAGUGGAUUGAGUUUGGUGGUAGUGCAGUUAAGGAGGAUGACAUUCCUGUGAGAACUGAAGAACAUUCUCCACCAAGAGGAAUUAAUGAUAGACAUUUUCAAAAACAUUCUCAUUCAAAGUCUCCCAGAAGAACACGUUCCCGUUCCCCUCUCGGAUUUUAUGUUCACUUAAAAAAUCUGUCCCUAAGUAUUAACAAAAGAGAUUUAAGAAAUUUCUUUAGAGAUACUGAUUUGACUAAUGAACAGAUUAGGUUUUUAUAUAAAGAUGAAAGGAGAACAAGGUACGCCUUUGUGAUGUUCAAGACUCUGAAAGACUAUAAUACUGCUCUGGGUUUACAUAAGACUGUUUUACAAUAUCGUCCAGUUCAUAUUGACCCAGUUUCUAGAAAACAGAUGCUGAAGUUCAUUGAAUGUUACGAAAAGAAAAGACCAGCAUCAAUAGAAAAAGAGAGACUUGAACAUAGUUCACAAAAAUACUCUCAAGAAGGCUACAGUGGCCAGAAACUGUGUAUAUAUAUAAGAAACUUUCCAUUUGAUAUUACAAAAGUUGAAGUGCAGAAGUUCUUUGCAGAUUUUUCUCUUGCUGAGGAUGACAUUUACUUGCUUUUUGAUGAUAAAGGAGUUGGUUUGGGAGAAGCACUGGUGAGAUUCAAAUCAGAAGAACAGGCCAUGAAUGCUGAACGUUUAAACCGGCGAAGAUUCUUGGGAACAGAGGUAUUACUAAGACUUAUAUCUGAGGCACAAAUGAAGGAGUUUGGUGUAAAUUUUUCCUUGAUGUCCAGUGAGAGAAUGCAAGGUCAUUCACAAUCAUGUGAUAGAGAUGGCCAUGCCCAUUCAUUUGACUCAAGUGAUCCACCAGUAUAUUCAGUUAGCUCUUCUGAAAACUUCAGGCAUCAGCAAGAGGACAUGAGGCAACUGGACAGUUUCCGACAGCCUGAUAGGUGCCCACCAGAAGACUUUAGGCAUUCCCCAGAGGACUUCAGGCGUUCUCCGGAAGAUUUCAAAUGCCCUAGGGAGGAGUACUUCAGACGGCCUCCUGAAGAGGACUUAAGGCGCCCUUGGGAGGAGGACUUCAGGUAUCCUGAAGAGAAGGACUUCAGGUAUCCUCGCAAACAGGACUGGAGGCGGCCCCCCAAGGAUGACGUGAGGCGACUCCCUGAAGAGGACUGGAGGCUGCCUCCUGAAGGAGACUUUAGGCGGCCACCUGAGGAGGACUUCAGGAGACCCCUUGAUGAUGAUUUUGGGCGACUUCCUGAGAAGGAUUUCAGGCGUUCUCCCGAGGAGGACUUCCGGCGGCUGCCCCCGGAACACUUCAGGCGGCCACCCCCAGAACACCUCAGGCGGCUGCCCCAGGAACAUUUCCGGCGGCCACCUCAGGAGCACUUCCGGCGGCCACCCCAGGAGCACUUCCGGCGGCCAUCUCAGGACCAUUUUCGGCGGCCACCCCAGGACCAUUUCCGGCGGCCACCCCAGGACCAUUUCAGGCGCCCUCGAGAGGAAGAUUUCAGGCACCCACCAGAUGAAGAUUUCAGGGGCCCUCUGGAUGAAGACUUCAGGCAUCCUCCUGAUGAGGACUUCAGGAACUCCCAGGAGGAAGAUUUUAGAUGCCCUUCUGAUGAGGACUUCAGGAGGCUUCCGGAGGAAGACUGCAGGGAAGCCACGGAGGAGGAUCCUAGACUUCCUGACAAUUUUAGACCACCUGGUGAAGAUUUCAGGAGCCCACCUGAUGAUUUUAGAAGUCAUCGCCCUUUUGUGAAUUUUGGUCGCCCAGAGGGUGGCAAGUUUGAUUUUGGGAAGCGUAAUAUGGGAAAUUUUCCUGAGGGGAGAUUUAUGCCUGAUCCAAAAUUAAAUUGUAGUUCAGGUAGAGUAACACCUAUUAAGAUAAUGAAUCUUCCAUUUAAAGCUAAUGUUAAUGAAAUUCUAGACUUUUUCCAUGGUUAUAGAAUCAUACCUGAUUCAGUCUCAAUACAGUAUAACGAGCAAGGAUUACCUAUAGGGGAAGCCAUUGUUGCUAUGAUAAACUAUAAUGAAGCUGUGGCUGCUAUUAAAGAUCUAAAUGAUAGGCCAGUUGGCCCACGCAAAGUUAAAUUAAUUUUGCUCUAGAGAGCAUUUUUACAUUGUCACCUCCCCACAGUAUUAAUGCAGUAAAAUGCAUUUGUUUUUUAAAGUGUUUAUUUUUAAUUAUCUAAUGGAAAGAAGCAUUUGAAUUUUGACCUGUGAAUAGAAAAAAUGUAAAUAGUAGAAUGUGAAUCUGGUUUUCUUUUGCUUGUAAAUUGCCCUUUUUCUAAUUUAAAAUCAUGCUUUUUUUUGGACAGGGGAGAGAACUAAUUCCCUGAGUGCAUUAAUUUUGUUGUUGUCAUGGGUAAGCCUCAAGACUUGUAAAAGUAGAGCUGUAUUUGGAGAAGAUCUAUUUUAUAUUCACUUUGUUAUCAUUCUGUAGUCUUCAUCCUUUACUCAAACUGUAUAAGGAAAUGGUCAGUGACUGCUUGUUCAGGUUUAGCAUUUUCAUUGCUAACUGCCUGCAGAAGUAAUGCCCUCUUGUCCAAGAAAUUACUGUUAAGCCUCCUGUUAAUUAUAAAUAGUUUAAAAUUGA
Messenger RNA from Manis pentadactyla (Chinese pangolin), 6321 nucleotides. It is a transcript of the gene RBM12B, whose product is annotated as RNA binding motif protein 12B. Gene Ontology annotation, molecular function: RNA binding. The record is from RefSeq and is a predicted model, not a curated record. The transcript has 3 exons. Gene Ontology annotation, cellular component: nucleoplasm; ribonucleoprotein complex. The coding region runs from base 3036 to 5831 and encodes 931 amino acids. Lineage: Eukaryota; Metazoa; Chordata; Mammalia; Pholidota; Manidae. Gene Ontology annotation, biological process: regulation of RNA splicing.